GCGAUGGCGGAGAGGGAGCGGGAGCUGCGGGAGGCGCUGGCGGCGCUGGAGCGGGGCGGAGAGGAGGAGGUGGUGGCAGCUCAGGCGGCGCUGGUGGCGGCGGCCGAACGGGGCCUCGGCGAGCGGGAGCGGGCGCUGUGCGGCGCCUUCCUGCGGCGGCUGCUGCGGGCGCCGCGGCCCCAUCGCGGCUGGCGGGGCUGCUUCCUACGGGGCCCUCCCGCGCCCGCCCUCGCUGUGCUGGAGGAGGCCCUUACCGCGCCAGGGCCCAACCUGCCCCCGGGGGAGGUGGCAGAGGUGCUGGAGCAAUUCCUGCGCGAGGGCCGGCUGGCAGCGCUGCUCUGGGACGUCUGUCAGCAGCAGGCGGAGCUCGGCCACCCGGAGCCGCGGGACGCCCUGCUCAGCAGCAUCGUCUGCCUGCCCGACCGCGUGAGCAACAAACUGCAGAAGAACAGCCCGGCUGUGUUCUUCCCACAGAACUACUUUCCUCUCCUGGGUGCUGCGAUUAUCCAGGUGCUGCAGAACAUUGCUGACUCCCUAAAAGGUGGCUCGGAUUGCUCCAUCUCUUUUAUUUCUCACAUCCUGGGGAAGGUGUGCAUUCAAGGAAGACAAAAGGAACUCCUGAGCGUUCUGGUACCUCGGCUCACAGAUCUCACCAAGUCGGACUGCAUCUGGCAAAGAAUCUGCUGGCAGUUGGUUGAAGGUGUGCCAGACCGCUGGAUGGAAGCCGUGGUCCUUGGCUUUGUACAGAGAGCACCUGGGGCAGAUGUCUUGUCAAGGUUGCUGGGGAACCUGGUUGUGAAAAACAAGAAAGCUCAGUUUGUGGUGACACAGAAGGUGCUGCUCCUGCAGUAUGGCCAUACGACGGCGGUGCUGCAGAACCUCCUUGGCUACCUGUCCCUGGACAGCCUUCGGCGUGCCUUACUGAUCAAGGUGCUGCAAGAACUCUUGGAGACCUGGGGCAGCAGCAGUGCUGUGAAACACUCUCCAGCGGAGCAGCAGUUAUAUAUCAGCAAGGCCAUCCUUAUCUGCCUCUCCCACUUGAAGGAGCCUGAAAUCGAGAGCUGCAGACAAGAGCUUCUCACAAUCAUGAUGGAGGGUGUAAAGUGCCACUUGGACAGCAGUCUGCCACAAAUACGGCGUCUGGGAAUGAUCGUGGCAGAGAGCAUUAGUUCAAAAAUAAACACCGAUGGGCCUGUCCUGAAGUUUCAGUAUGAAGAAGAUGGUGAAGCAAGAGAAUUGAAGUCCCUUCUGGUGCAGACUCCACCGUGCUGUGCUGUCCUCAGCCUUCCGGAUGAUGAGAGUGAGAAAGCGCUGCCAUUGGUAUUGAAAAGCAACCAGAAAUCACCCUCAGCAGCCGCCGCGACGCCAAAUGAGGAGUCAGAUGAGCUUGACAGUGACGAUGACCUCAUCCCUUACGACAUGUCAGAGGAUAAAGAACUAAAGACUAAAGCUCCUGUGUAUAUCCGAGAGUGUAUUGAAGUCCUGACAAGUUCUGAGGAUGUGGACAAAUGGGAAGCUACGGUCAAAGCUCUUGAGAGCUUGGUUCGAAAGAAUCCAGCAGCAACAAGAGAGGUUAGUGUGGAACUGGCAAAAAUACUAUUGCACCUGGAGGAGAAGACCUGCAUUGAAGGCUUUGUGGGACUCCGUCAGAGAGCUCAAGUAGCUGUUUUAACCACAGAUCCAAUACCCGUAGCAAAGUACUUGACCUCUGAGUUCUACUCUCUGAACUACAGUCUUCGUCAGCGCAUGGACAUUCUUGAUGUAUUGGUUUUGGCAGCUCAGGAACUGUCCUAUCCCAAAUCCCAUGGGAAGACCAAGCAUUCUGGUACCCAAAAACCUUGUAUCCAACUGCUUCCUGAGAGCAACAGCUCUAAGGACUGGAGAAGAAUUGUUGAUGAAAGGAUCAAAAGCAAGACUCGCAGAUUUGCUACGGGUCAGUCUCAAGUGCAGCUGGUUUCUGGACCAAACGAGUUCAAUUCUAUUGCUGGGCACUUCUUUUUCCCGUUGAUUCAGCGCUUUGACAGGCCUUUGACAACAUUUGACCUCCUGGGGGAAGAUCACUUUGUCCUUGGAAGGCUGGUCCACACGUUAGCAGUCCUGAUGUACUUGGCUGUCAACACUGUGGCAGUUACCGCCAUGGGAAAGACUCUGCUGGAGUUUGUCUGGGCUCUGCGUUUCCACGCUGACUCGUAUGUGCGCCAGGGUCUUUUGUCCUGUAUCUCCUCUGUGCUCCUCAGUGUCCCUAUAGAGCGUCUUCUGGAAGACAUGACCGAAGAGCUUUUGGAGGCUCAGUCCUGGCUGGGAGAUGUGGUGGAGAAAGAUCCAGACGGGGACUGCAGGAGGCUGGCCUUGCAGAACCUGCUGCUGAUGGAGAACCUGAAAAAGAAACUCACAGCUGACCCUUCCUAGCUGAAGGGUGAAAGAAAUGACCUCUACCUCCUCC
Messenger RNA from Cuculus canorus (common cuckoo), 2443 nucleotides. RefSeq names its product telomere maintenance 2 (gene TELO2). Gene Ontology annotation, molecular function: Hsp90 protein binding; telomeric repeat DNA binding. The transcript has 20 exons. Bases 4 to 2409 code for a protein of 801 amino acids. The record is from RefSeq and is a predicted model, not a curated record. Lineage: Eukaryota; Metazoa; Chordata; Aves; Cuculiformes; Cuculidae. Gene Ontology annotation, biological process: protein stabilization; telomere maintenance via telomerase. Gene Ontology annotation, cellular component: cytosol.